AUGUCGGUGGACGAUCUGGAAAUUAAAAUCUAUGGUAUCAUUAAUUAUUAUUGUUCAAUAAAACGCAAUAAACUAAUAAAGCUGAUUGAUGAUCGAAGAUCACUUAACCAGAAAAUCGAAUCUAAGACGGUCACCAAAGAGGAGUUAUCAGAACAAAUAAAAGCUGAAUUAAAUAUACUGGAUACUUUUUUACAAAAAAUUGAUCAAAACAUUAUAGAAACUAACCUAGAAAAUAUUAACAUCCGUAUAGUUACUAUUUUAUCAAAUCGUAUCAAUAAUAUGUACAAACAUAUGUUUCUACUGUUUCCUCUUGAAAAAACCUCAUUGUCAGCUUACACUGAGUUUCAUUCAAAUAAUAUAUUAUUUAUUACUAAAUGUAGAAACAUAUUGGAUACGAUCAUAUUGAGAUAUCAUAAUGAUCCUGAAGUAUAUAUAAUUGCAGCAACAUAUGCAUUUGAUAACCGAAAUGAUGUUGAUUCAGCUAGACGAUAUUUUGCUGAAGGAUUAAAACAUCAUAAAAAUUGUAAAAGUUUACAUAUAGAAGAGUUCUGGAUAGAAGUACAGCAUUUAGAAAAGACUGCAGGUGCUUCUCUUUUGAUUGCCAUGGGAAAAUAUAAAAACCUCAUUAAACAGUUUGAAGGUGAUAUCGAAUUUCAUAUUAUAUUAUUGGACAGAGCAAUAAAAUUUAAAACAAUUGGAGAACUGCAAUGCAAUAUAGUCAGGGAUAUGGUUAAAAAGUAUAAACAUAGUGAACUAAUGUGGAAAAAAUUAGCUGAAAUUAAUUUUAGCGGUAUUAUUUAUAUACAAAAGACUGAACAAUUACACUAUGAUAAAAAUUAUAUUAAUGGUAUAAGAAGCUGCAUUGAAUCCUAUGAAGAAGGAUUGAAAAAAUAUUUGCCAUUAAAAAAUAAAAAUAACUUAUGGAACUUUUAUAUUGAUCAUAUUAUAGAAAUUCGAAAAUCUUAUCUCAUGAAAAACGAGGCUAUAAGAAAUUUUAUAAAUAAAACAAUGGAGCGAGUCUUUCUAGAAGCACAUUAUGACAAAGCAUUACAUAAAGCUGAACAUUAUAUUUAUUGGGCUGAAAACGUAAUUGAAGACCGUCGUAGGAUUCUGAAAAAAGCAGUUCAAGUGAUAAAAGAUAAUGUAGAGCACUGGAUUCAUUUAAUAUCAUAUUGUUUGAGGAAUGACGAUCUUAAUAUGGCCAAUGAAGUUUUUGAAACUGGUAUUCAAGUUCUGAAAAGCCAGUCGAUGCCAUUAUGGGAAAUUCUAAUUUCUUAUUUAGAGAACAAUAAUCCAACAUUGCUUCAAGAAUUAUAUCAUAAAGGCUCACAUUUUCCAUUCCCAGAAAUCAAUAUUGCAAUCAGGCUUAAAUAUUUGGAAUGGAACUUGGUUCAGUAUGGAAUACAUUUAACUCGUAAAUUGUUUAGUCAACUUAAAAAAAUAAAACCACAAUGUAAACAAUUAUUUACAACUAUGAUAAAAAUUGAACACACUCAAAACUCAAAAAUUACUAAAGUAAAAUGUAUAAGAACAUUGUAUAAUGAUCUAUGCAUUGAUUUUGGUGAAAAAGACAUUGGAAUAUGGUUGGACUACAUCCAUUUUGAGAAUACAUAUGGUUCUCGUUAUUCAGUAAAAGUAGUUUAUGAGGCAUCAUUAGUGUAUUUGGAUCCAAAUUUAAAAAUUAGUAUGAAAGAAGAGUUUAAAAAACUUGAAAAAGAAGAACAAUUAUAA
Messenger RNA from Melanaphis sacchari, 1731 nucleotides. RefSeq lists its product as uncharacterized. Gene Ontology annotation, biological process: maturation of SSU-rRNA from tricistronic rRNA transcript (SSU-rRNA, 5.8S rRNA, LSU-rRNA). The record is from RefSeq and is a predicted model, not a curated record. Gene Ontology annotation, molecular function: protein binding; snoRNA binding. Gene Ontology annotation, cellular component: small-subunit processome; Pwp2p-containing subcomplex of 90S preribosome. Lineage: Eukaryota; Metazoa; Arthropoda; Insecta; Hemiptera; Aphididae.